Miniopterus natalensis is the source of this 854-nucleotide messenger RNA. RefSeq names its product sodium voltage-gated channel beta subunit 2 (gene SCN2B). NCBI's taxonomy places the organism in Eukaryota, Metazoa, Chordata, Mammalia, Chiroptera, Miniopteridae. Gene Ontology annotation, cellular component: plasma membrane; voltage-gated sodium channel complex. Gene Ontology annotation, molecular function: sodium channel regulator activity. The record is from RefSeq and is a predicted model, not a curated record. Gene Ontology annotation, biological process: membrane depolarization during cardiac muscle cell action potential; regulation of sodium ion transmembrane transporter activity; cardiac muscle cell action potential involved in contraction.
UCUCUCGCCGCCGGGCCAGGCCGGCCAUGUUAGAGAGAUGGAAAUAAAGCUUCCUUAACGUUGUGUCUCUGAAGUACGUCGUGCAUUUUUAUUUUUUGUGUGGCACCCAGCAAUUCCCCCCCGCAGCCCCCGGCCCUCCAGCCGCCCUCUCCCACCUCCCGGCCGCGCCCGGUCUGAAAAUGCGCCCGGCCGCCCGGCUGGCGGGGCUCAGCCUCGUGUUCUCUUUGGUGCCACCAGGGCGGAGCAUGGAAGUCACAGUGCCCACUACCCUCAAUGCGCUCAAUGGCUCCGAUGCCCGCCUGGCCUGCACCUUCAACUCCUGCUACACGGUGAACCACAAGCAGUUCUCCCUGAACUGGACUUACCAGGAGUGUGGCAACUGCUCUGAGGAGAUGUUCCUCCAGUUCCGCAUGAAGAUCAUUAACCUGAAGCUGGAGCGGUUCCGAGACCGCGUGGAGUUCUCGGGGAACCCCAGCAAGUACGACGUGUCGGUGACGCUGAAGCACGUGCAGCUGGAGGACGAGGGCUUCUAUAACUGCUACGUCAUGAACCCGCCCGACCGCCACCGCGGCCACGGCAGGAUCUACCUGAACGUCCUCCUGGAGGAGCCCCCUGAGCGGGACUCCACGGUGGCGGUGAUCGUGGGCGCCUCCGUGGGCGGUCUGCUGGCGGUGGUCAUCCUGGUGCUCGUGGUGGUGAAGUGCGUGAGGAGGAGAAAGGAGCAGAGGCUGAGCUCCGACGACCUGAAGACGGAGGACGAGGGCAAGACAGAGGGCGAGGGCCACCCCGAGGACGGCGCCAAGUAGCAGCCCCGCCCUGUGCAGUGUGCCCGCUGCCGGGCGCGCUGCCCUCCC